GCGUGGUGCACACCGCUGCUGCGCUGAGCCACAUGAAGCCUGCAGGGGAACCAAGAUCAGAGAGCAACAAAGGCGCUGCGCCUAAGGAGGGCGCCUUCGCCUGAAGCCGCUGACUUCCAAAGGGACACCAAUCCUUGUUCGUGGACUAAAAAAAACGCUUCUUCCGAAUAUCCAGAAUGGUGUUCCAGAAGUUGAUCUGGAUAGGCUUCCUCUGCCACCUGUGUCGAGGCUACUUUGAUGGCCCCCUGUACCCAGAAAUGUCUAACGGGACUCUGCAUCAUUACUUCGUGCCUGAUGGAGACUAUGAGGAGAAUGAUGACCCGGAGAAGUGUCAGCUGCUCUUCAGGGUGAGUGAUCGCCGGCGUUGCUCCCAGGGGGAUGGGGGCCAAGCCAGUAGCUUGCUUAGCCUCACCCUUCGAGAGGAGUUCACGGUACUGGGCCGCCAGGUGGAGGAUGCUGGGCGCGUCCUGGAGGGCAUCAGCAAAAGCAUCUCCUACGACCUGGAUGGGGAAGAGAGCUACGGCAAGUACCUGAGGCGGGAAUCCCACCAGAUCGGGGAUGCCUACUCCAACUCUGACAAGUCCCUCACUGAGCUGGAAAGCAAGUUCAAGCAAGGCCAGGAACAGGAUAGCCGGCAGGAAAGCAGGCUCAAUGAGGACUUCCUGGGGAUGCUGGUCCACACCAGGUCCUUGCUGAAGGAAACGCUGGACAUCUCUGUGGGGCUCAGAGACAAAUAUGAACUGCUGGCACUCACCAUCAGGAGCCACGGGACCAGGCUAGGUCGACUGAAAAGCGACUAUCUGGAGGGUGGGGGACAGAGGACAGGCUAAAAUUUCCAUUGUAACUGCUUUAUUUUAUACAGAUUUGCACUUUCAGAACACAUCUGAAGUCAUCUUUUACAAGGAAAGAAAACUUUUAAAGGUUGAGUUAUUCUGAUUUUGAUUUAGUUUUGUGCAUUAUUUAUGUUAUUAUUAAGGCUUUUCACCUGUAAAAAAAGUAAUUUUGAAGUAAUC
This is a messenger RNA of Acomys russatus (golden spiny mouse), 1013 nucleotides long. It is a transcript of the gene Fibin, whose product is annotated as fin bud initiation factor homolog. The transcript has a single exon. Lineage: Eukaryota; Metazoa; Chordata; Mammalia; Rodentia; Muridae. The coding region runs from base 177 to 830 and encodes 217 amino acids. The record is from RefSeq and is a predicted model, not a curated record.